Messenger RNA from Metopolophium dirhodum (rose-grain aphid), 942 nucleotides. RefSeq lists its product as uncharacterized. The record is from RefSeq and is a predicted model, not a curated record. Lineage: Eukaryota; Metazoa; Arthropoda; Insecta; Hemiptera; Aphididae. Bases 347 to 712 code for a protein of 121 amino acids. The transcript is spliced from 3 exons.
UAGAGAGCCUAUAUUUAUUACAUAUUAUAAGUUCUCUAGGAAAUUCUAUAGCGGAAAACGUUUUGUAGAACAAACGCCAACGUUUGUAUAGGUAGAAAUUCGUGAGCGCUUGGUGUAUUUUGUGCGGUAUUAUAUUUAACCACGGUCGUGGUGUAUGAGAUAAAAAUCGUGAUCACAGAAUAUAUCUAUUAAGUACUCACAUAGAUAAUAUAAGAAUCUUAUAUUAUCUAUGUAUAUAAUUUACAUUGUUAUCAAGUGAAGCUCAGCUGUCGACGGCCGCCAUUUUCUCAGAGGCCAAAACAUUUCAUUCAUUAUACAAAAUGUAUUAGGAACAACAUCGUUUUUAAUGUUAUCAUUCUGUCGUCUCAGUGAAAACGGUAAAAUGGAAUUAAAAGUGGAUCAUAGUUACUAUUAUCAAGUUCAGGGACAAAUGCGAAUUUCAAAACGAAAUUUUUGUUAUUUCGUCGUUUAUUCGGCAAGUUGGAUAGAAAUACAAAUAAUUACUUUCGAUGAUGCUUUCUGGCAAGACAAAAUGAUUGAAAAGUUAAAAAUAUUUUAUACAGAAUGCUUACUUCCAGAAAUAGUCAAUCCCCAGUACGGAAAGAGGCUGUUGAUAGACGACAUUUUAGAUCCUCAGCAUAUUUUGGAAAAUAUAAAAGCAAAACAGCAAAAACAGCAUAAGCAAAAUUACAUCAAUGAAAAAAAAAAUUGAAUUUUUUUCUAAAUGUCGACUACAAUAAUUAGUAUACAAUGAUAUACCAUCAUACUUUAUAUAAUAUGUAAUUGUGACAAAUUCCGACUAUCAAAUUAUGAUAAUAGUCUGAAAAACUACUCUAAUAACUGUAAUUAUGUGAUAAUGUAAUUUGUUUUAUCAUAUUUUGAAUUACGUUCAAUCCGUUUAUAUAUUAAUUUACUAUCAAUAAAUAAAUAAAUAAAAUAUAA